Volvox carteri f. nagariensis is the source of this 2836-nucleotide messenger RNA. It is a transcript of the gene rpn1, whose product is annotated as 26S proteasome regulatory complex. The transcript is spliced from 17 exons. The record is from RefSeq and is a predicted model, not a curated record. Gene Ontology annotation, biological process: regulation of protein catabolic process; proteasome-mediated ubiquitin-dependent protein catabolic process. Gene Ontology annotation, molecular function: enzyme regulator activity. Bases 134 to 2836 code for a protein of 900 amino acids. Gene Ontology annotation, cellular component: proteasome complex; nucleus; proteasome regulatory particle, base subcomplex. Lineage: Eukaryota; Viridiplantae; Chlorophyta; Chlorophyceae; Chlamydomonadales; Volvocaceae.
CAAGGCGUGGGGUGGUCUGCAGGGUAGUUCCGAUCAGAUCUGUCGGCCAAACCUUGUUUGUUUUCCUAUCCCCUUGAGCUUUUAAACUCAUAUAGUUCAGCCUUAUCUUUUCAUAUUGUAGUAUCGACCAGCAAUGGUCGCGCCAAGCGACGACAAGCCAAAAGGCAAAGGCGCCAAGGAGGACAAGAAGGGCGCCAAGGGCAAGGAUGAGGAGAAAGAGCCAGAGCUUAGCGAGGAGGACCUUACUCUUAAGAAUAAUUUGGAUUUGACAGUCGAACGCUUAGGAGACCCCGACCCAGGCGUCGUGAAGCUUGCGCUCACCACAAUGUUAUCGGAAAUUCGCUCUGCUACGGCAUCCAUGACCAGCGUGCCUAAGCCCCUGAAGUUCCUGCGUCCACAUUACGAUGCAAUGAAGACCCGGUUGGAGUCGAUGCCUGCCGAGCAGGGCGAGAACCGUGCCAUGCUCGCUGACGUUAUCUCCAUUUUAGCCACCACAAAGGAGCUAGCACGUGAGGUGCUCAAGUAUCGACUGCUUGGGUCGACCACGGAUCUGGGUACCUGGGGACACGAGUACAUCCGUCACCUGUCGGGGGAAAUUGCGGAGGAGUUCCGGGUGCGGCGCGAGGCGGACUCUGCAGCCGCUGUGGACGACCUGAUGACCUUGGUGAAGCAGAUCGUGCCGUACAACAUGACGCACAAUGCGGAGCCGGAGGCUGUUGACCUGCUGCUGGAGGUGGAAUCCCUGGACCUUCUCGAGUCUCACGUGGACGAGAAGAACUUUGGUCGUACAUGUCUGUAUCUCACCUCCUGCUGUGCCUACCUGCCUGAGCCCGACGACGCGGCGGUGUUGCGACUGGCGCUCCGGAUCUACAGCAGUCAGCAGCGCUGGCAUGAUGCUCUGCGGGUGGCGCUGAGGCUGAACAGCCGGGGGGACGUGGAGGGGGUGUUUGCGGCGUGUAGCGAGCCGCUGACCAAGCAGCAGCUGGGCUACCUGCUCGCUAGGCACGGUUUUUCAAUAAACCUGGAGGAGGGCCCGGCGGCUGUGGAGGACGACUCGUUGCGGGAGUCUCUUCGCGAGAUCAUUUCCAACUCCAAGCUGUCGGAGCAUUUCCUGGCUCUGGCUCGCGACCUGGACGUCAUGGAGGCCAAGACGCCGGAGGACGUGUACAAGACGCACCUGACGGAGGGCCGCGCACCCGCAGGCGCCGCAGCCGUGGACUCAGCCCGCGCCAACCUGGCCGCUACCUUUGUGAACGCCUUCGUCAAUGCGGGCUUCGGUCAGGAUAAGCUGGUGACUGUGGGAUCCGGAGCGGAGACGGGUACGUUUAGUGUCCACUGGAUCUUCAAGAACAAGGAUCACGGCAAGAUAUCCGCCACUGCCUCGCUGGGGAUGGUCACGUUGUGGGACGUGGAGGGGGGUCUGCCGCAGAUUGACAAGUACUUGUACUCCUCAGACCCCUACGUGGUGUCGGGCGCGCUGCUGGCCAUCGGUGUGGUUAAUGCGUGCGUCCAGAACGAAAACGACCCUGCGUUCGCGCUCAUCGCUGAUUACGUGUCGAACUCGGAUGUGAAUAUCCGCACGGGCGCCAUUCUCGGCUUGGGUCUAGCCUACGCGGGGACGGGCCGUGAGGAGGUUUCGGAGCUUCUGGGGCCACUGGUGGUGGACAGUGAUGCGCCCGUGGAGGUUUCCGCCUUCGCCGCUCUGGCCCUAGGCCUGGUGUUCAACAGCAGUGCGCGGGAGGAUGUGGUCAUGUCGGUACUGCAGGCUCUGAUGUCCCGCUCUGAUGCGGAGCUAUCCACGCCGUACGCCAAGCUCAUGUGUCUGUCACUGGGGCUCAUGUUCCUGGGGAAGCAGGAGCUUGCGGAGGCCACCGUGGAGGUUGUCAAGACGCUGAGUGAGCGCAUUAGUCAGUUCGCGGUGGUUACCCUGGAGUCGUGCGCGUAUGCGGGAACAGGGAACGUACUCAAGGUCCAAGGACUACUGGCCAUGUGUGGGGAGCACAUUACGGCGGACGAGUCCUCAACGCACAAGACCAUCCAUCAAGGUGCCGCAGUCCUAGGUUUGGCUCUGCUGGCAAUGGCCGAGCCCUUGGGCUCCCAAAUGGCGGGCAGGGUACUGGAGCACCUGCUGCAGUACGGCGACGCUCCCGCCCGCCGUGCCGUACCACUGGCGAUUGCGCUGCUCCACAUUUCCAACCCCGACGUCCUGGUGAUGGACACCCUUAGCCGGCUGAGUCACGACCAGGACAGCGAGGUGGCCAACAAUGCCAUUGUGGGGCUGGGGCUACUGGGGGCAGGCACCAACAACGCCCGUCUCGCGGGUUUGCUCCGCGGCCUCGCGUCCUACUACUACAAGGAGCCCACCGCCCUGUUUCUGGUCAGGUUGGCCCAGGGCCUGGUGCACAUGGGCAAGGGACUGCUCACAAUCAACCCAUACCACACGGACAGACAGUUGUGCUCGGGUGUGUCGCUAGCUGGAGUGUUGGCAGUCUUGUUCUCCUGUCUGGACCUGAAGGCCACGCUGUGCGGUAAGCACCACUACCUGCUGUACUGCCUGGCAACAGCCAUGAAGCCAAGGAUGCUGCUCACGUUGGACGCGGAGGGGCGGCCGCUGCCGGUGUCGUGCCGUGUCGGUACGGCAGUGGACGUGGUGGCGCAGGCGGGCAGGCCCAAGACCAUCACGGGCUUUCAGACCCACACAACGCCCGUGUUGCUUGGUGUUGGUGAGCGCGCCGAGCUGGCCACUGAGGAGUGGUUGCCGCUGUCCCCGAUACUGGAGGGCCAAGUCAUCCUCACCAAGAACCCCGACUACGUGGCCAUGGACGAGGGGAAGUAG